Molecule: messenger RNA, 360 nt
Organism: Racocetra persica
Lineage: Eukaryota; Fungi; Glomeromycota; Glomeromycetes; Diversisporales; Gigasporaceae
Source: the annotation of a GenBank genome assembly
UAUGGAGAAAUAUUUUCCCUUUACGUCUUUGGAAAAAUAAUAACUAUAGUUGGCAAAGAACCUAGUCUUGAAGUUAUUAGCGAUCAUCAAAACUUUAAUUUCUUAAAAGCUGUCUUCGAUACUCUCCCACUUGAUUUGUUACUAGGACAACCACAUGCUUUCUUUGAAAAAAUUUCAAAGGUUGUUCGUGAUGAAUUGUCUAAUGAUCUGAAGCAAUAUACAAAUAGAAUUCAGGAUGCAUUAAAAAAAUCAAUAAACAGGUUUUUUGGUGAAUGCAAAGAUCGGAAAUGUAUUAAAUCUCCACAACAAUUUCUUCUGCAAAUAGUGGCAAUACCUGCGGUCAGUGUUAUCGUUGGUGAA